Molecule: messenger RNA, 5325 nt
Organism: Colletotrichum scovillei
Lineage: Eukaryota; Fungi; Ascomycota; Sordariomycetes; Glomerellales; Glomerellaceae
Product: SNF2 family domain-containing protein
Exons: 1
Coding region: 1-5325 (1774 amino acids)
Cellular component (GO): Swr1 complex
Molecular function (GO): histone binding; ATP hydrolysis activity; ATP binding
Source: RefSeq, a predicted model, not a curated record
AUGAACAAGACCGCGUCGCCCGACCCUGCGCAACCCACCAACGAGGUCAUCGACUCCCAACGCGACGAACAAACCGCGACUGUACCUCAAUAUGAUACCGAUCCGCCCUCAUCACCGCUGGAAUCCCUCGGAUCCGACGAUUUCGAAGGCCAACUGACCCCUAACGGUAACGACUUCAUCGGCCUACCCCUCCGCUCACCAUCACCUACAACACCAUUAUCUCCGUCAACACCCUCACCCUCGCCUCCUGCUCCCGCGCCCUCUUCCGACAUCGAUGAUGAACGCCCUUCCAAACGACGUCGCGUCUCCACGCCAUCUGCGCCCGGGUCUGGCCAGAAAAAGAAACAAAUCUCUCCGCCAUGGAAGAAGAUCACCGCCGAGGGUCCGACCUCUUUCAUCGAUAAUGGCAGACGCAAGUCUGGUCGAAUUAACACUAUCCCCCUCGAGUUCCAUCCGCCAUCCGGCAAGCGAAUGACGAGAGGAGCUCUUAACAGUAGUCCACCCUCCAAGAACAAGUAUGCUUCUACAAACGGCCACGCCGCGACGCCCACCCCAAACGGAACUGCCAAGUCCAAAACUCCCUCGCGAAAACCAUCAGCACCAAAGCCCGCACCGCCUCCGCCCAAGACCUCCAACCGAAAGUCGACUGCGAAUGAGACCAAGUCUACCUCCCGAUCCAUGCGCAAGCGAAGUCCUUCCCCAUCUGCUCAACCAACUAGGCAGUCAACGCGGACAAGGCGGGGCCGCCGCAGCUCCAUCGACGAUGAGGCAGCAAGAACUUCGGCGGGUAGCCCGAACCGUACGCGGAUUAAGUUACGUGUGCGCGCGACCGAGCUACCCGUUGUACAUCCGGGACAAGUCAGCAAGAGGCUAAGAAUCGGCCCCAACUUUGAAGAAUACUGGGAAAAGGCGCAGGCAUUACCCGUUGAGGAUGGUGGCAUGUACAUCCCAGAGGAGGGGCCUAGCUACACUGAUGAGAUGGCCCAGAAGGAUGCUCAAAUUGUCUUGCGCAUUGAAGAGGCUGUGGAGCCUGGCGGUAUCCUUUCACAGGAGCGCUGCACCCUGUUUGUUCCCGAGGCGGAAGAGGAACCACCACGCCAAUGGGCUCAUGCAGAUCACAUGGCCAAGGCUGUUACCAACUUUCGCAAGCUGAUGGUAGCAGAACAGCAAAGACAUCGAGCGCAGGCCAAGAAGAUUGCCGAAGCGUGCAAGGACGCUUGGCUCCGGCGCCAACCAAAGUCAACAGAAGAACUCGAGGCUGAGGCGCGCUUUGUGUGGAUCGGGCGAUACAGAGUGGUUGUCAAAAGCAUGUUUGGAACCUGGGAGAACGUUCGGUACGAGAUCAAUCGGCGGAGGAUUCAAGAAUGGGAGGCAGAGGAGCAGCGCCGGGUCAAGGCCGCGCUUCAGGAGGCCGUCAAUUUGUCAGAGCAGAAGCUGCAGGCAAGAAGAACACAGGCAGAUUCGGACAUAUCCGAUGAGGAUGAUCUCGACGAUGAUGACAACGAUGACAAUGAGGACGACCUGGACGCCCUCGACAGCGACCUCGAGAACAGCCAAGCGAUGUCGGUAGAUGCGGAUGAUGAUGACUCCGGCAAUGAUGACGACGAUGUCAUGUCAUCUUCAGAAGAGGAGGAAGCAGGCGACGAUCACACCGGCGAUGCUGGCGAUGAGAAGCUCACUAUGGAACAGCUUCGCGCCAAAUACGCCAAUCUACCUGAACUUCCUCCCGACGAACAAGCCGAAAAGAAACUCACCAAUGGCGUCGAGUCCGAGGCAGACUCGAAAGUCGUGGCAACCAGCCCCGGAGAAGAUACCAGCGAUGAGUCCGUCGACAUGGAUGACGAUAUGGGGUCCACCGAUAUGGACGACAGUGAUGACGGCUCUGCCGCAGAGGAAGAGUCGGAAGAGGAAGACGGCGACGAGGAGCCAUUUGGAUUAUUGGGCAUGCUCUUUGGGAAAUCCGAGUUGAAGAAGAUUAAGGAUGAGGCGCCACCUGACGACAAGGAGCCACACGAAAGCACUGCAGCCUUGGUGGCUGAUGGCGCAUCCCCACAAGCAGAGGCAUCAUCGAACUUUAGGGACGACAUUGUGGAGGAUGAGGAUGAGGAUGAUGAAGUGUCUCUGAUUCAACAUCCCGGUAUCUUUUUGGAUGAUGACGAGAUGGAGGUUGACACAGAAGUACAAGCUACUGUGCCACCAGGCGCUGGCGACCAGGAUGAAGGUGUCGAGAUUGCAGCCUCAGAGAAGGAGCUGACCAUGCCCGUACAGUCGCCCAAGUCGGAUGAGGCCUUGGUCAAUGGCAUAGACAAGGAACCAACCGUCACGAGUGUGGAAGCUGCCACCAACGGGAUACCAGAGGCAGUGGAAUAUGCUGAUACGGAAAUGCAAGAUGCGCCAUCGAAAACAGCAGAGGCGGCAAUGCCCUCGGCGCCAUCUACCGCUGCUAUAGUCCCAACAAAACAUGUCACUCCUGAUACCGAUAUCGUUACCGUCCCGCCAAGUCGAGAACAAAGUCAUUCGCCCCCUACAUCCGACACAAAGCCUUCAGAUGUGGACACAAUGUCUCUGGCGACCCCAGGGGCAAAGGAUGUUGUCAGUCGGUCAGCUUCACCAAACCCCAAUUCACAACAGACGCAAAUCCCGUUUUUGCUUCGUGGUACUCUGCGUGAAUAUCAGCAUCAUGGACUGGACUGGCUGGCGGGACUGUAUGCCAACAACACCAACGGCAUUCUUGCAGAUGAGAUGGGUCUUGGCAAAACCAUCCAGACCAUUUCGCUACUUGCUCAUCUUGCUUGCCACCAUGAGGUUUGGGGACCGCAUUUGGUGAUUGUACCAACAAGUGUAAUGCUCAAUUGGGAGAUGGAGUUCAAGAAAUGGUGUCCUGGCUUCAAGAUUCUCUCCUACUACGGCACUCAAGAGGAGAGAAAACGCAAGCGACAGGGAUGGAACAACGAUGAUGUAUGGAACGUCUGCAUCACAUCUUACCAGCUUGUCAUCCAGGACCAGCAGGUCUUCAAACGCCGGAGGUGGCACUACAUGAUUCUUGACGAGGCUCACAAUAUCAAGAACUUCAAAUCCCAGCGCUGGCAGACGCUCCUUGGUUUCAAUACUCGAGCAAGGCUUCUACUUACAGGCACCCCGCUCCAAAACAAUCUCACCGAAUUGUGGUCGUUGCUAUUCUUCCUCAUGCCAGCGGAAAAUGGCGUGGGUGGAUUCGCAGACUUGCAAGAGUUCCACGACUGGUUCCACAAGCCAGAGUCUCAAAUCCUGGAAAACGGCCGCGAGACGAUGGAUGAGGAAGCGCGAGCGAUCAUUUCCAAGUUACACAAGGUCUUGCGACCGUAUCUACUACGAAGACUCAAGGCCGACGUCGAAAAGCAAAUGCCGGCCAAGUACGAACACGUAGAGUUCUGUCGCCUGUCGAAACGUCAGCGCGAGUUGUACGAUGGCUUCUUGGCUCGCACAGACACCCGGGAGACGCUGUCCUCUGGCAACUACCUUUCCAUCAUCAACUGUCUGAUGCAGUUGCGGAAAGUCUGCAACCAUCCCGACCUGUUCGUGGACCGCCCCAUCAUGACGUCCUUUAGGAUGCAGAAAUCCGUUCCAGCAGAAUACCAAGUCACCGAUCAGUUCCUACACCGAUCUUUACUUGCAGUAGAGCCAAUGUCUAUUGUUAGCCUGGGCGUUCUCAACAUGAUUCCUACACAACACGAGAACAUGUCCAACACAACAGCGGAGCGCAUUUCGCAGCUCAGCCUUCACAGGGUACUGAUGGAACUGAGAGAGGCACAGAAUACCAGAGCUCAUCUGGCUCGUACAAACCUCGACCCUUCAACAGUUGAGUCGAACAUUAUGUAUCUGGACAGCCUGGCUCGCUGGCGCCGCUUCGAGGAAUUGCAGCACAGCGUGUACCUGAACGCUCUCCGCGGCCAACGUCGGCCCAUCUAUGGCAAGCGCCUGAUUGAUUUUCUGACGCUCGGGUUAGACGGCAGACCCCGGAAACCCAAGCCAAGAGUUCCUAACCAGAUCUUGAAUUGGUUUGCGGAGGAUUCCGACUUCCUCCGUGCCGUCAUCCAUCCAGCUGACGAACGAGCCGAUGCCAUGCAGACGAUCAUUCAAAAGUUCACAUGCGUCACUCCCGCCGUCAUCACUCGCGACAUGAACGAGGUGAUACUGGGAAGAAAGGCGGCUCAGGCCUUUACGGACGAGGACCUCAAGCUCUCAGCGCCUGUCCGGUGGGCUCCUUUCAUGCCCAAGCAGCCACCCAUUGACCCGUGGCACGAGUCACGCAUGCGUCACAGCAUCCAGUUCCCAGACAAGCGUCUGCUUCAAUACGACUGUGGAAAGCUUCAAGCCUUGGACAAGCUUCUUCGCAAGCUUCAAGCCGGCGGCCACCGUGCCUUGAUCUUCACACAGAUGACCAAGGUUCUGGAUAUUCUCGAGCAGUUCCUCAAUAUCCACGGCCACAAGUACCUUCGACUUGACGGACAAACAAAGAUUGAGCAGCGGCAGAUCCUCACGGACAGGUUCAACCAUGACCCACGCAUCUUGUGCUUCAUCUUGUCUACGCGUUCCGGUGGAUUGGGCAUCAACCUUACUGGGGCCGAUACCGUCAUCUUCUACGACCAAGACUGGAACCCAGCGAUGGACAAGCAAUGCCAGGAUCGAUGCCAUCGUAUCGGUCAGACACGAGAUGUACACAUCUACCGACUCGUCAGCGAGCACACGAUUGAAGCCAAUAUUCUUCGUAAAGCGUCGCAGAAGCAGAUGCUAGACGACGUGGUCAUUCAGGAGGGUAGUUUCACCACGGACUAUUUCAAUAAACUUUCCGUGCGGGACGUUCUCGGCACUGAGGGAACAGACCUGGUCGAUGAUGCCGCUAAUGCCGCCAUGGACCGCCUUCUGGGUGGAGGAGAUGGCGGAGCGUCGAGAACCGUGGCCGAGGACCUUAAGCAGGCCGAAGACCAGGAAGACGUGGAAGCCGCCAAGGCUGCCGAGAAGGAGAUUCAGGACGACGACGCAGAGUUCAACGAAAAGAGCGGCGCACCUUCUGGCGCCUCUAGCACCCGCCAAGGCACGCCGCGGGAGGACGCCGCGGGUCAGUCGAGCGGUGGCCCCGGACCCUCUGGGCUAGGCCGGUUCUCGGAAUCCGUUGCCCCAGAUGAAGCGGUAGAGAUUGAACACAACGCGUGGGGCGAGAGAAUAUAUAAUGUGGACGAGUACAUGCUCCGGACGAUGGCGGAGCAGCUCAAGGGCACGGCGCUAGACCUGCCCAAGGACAAGAAGAAGAGUAAAAAGAAGGGUCGCGACACGCGGAAGCGGUAG